Messenger RNA from Cicer arietinum (chickpea), 1823 nucleotides. Its product is annotated as bifunctional aspartate aminotransferase and glutamate/aspartate-prephenate aminotransferase. Gene Ontology annotation, biological process: biosynthetic process; amino acid metabolic process. The record is from RefSeq and is a predicted model, not a curated record. Gene Ontology annotation, molecular function: pyridoxal phosphate binding; transaminase activity. Lineage: Eukaryota; Viridiplantae; Streptophyta; Magnoliopsida; Fabales; Fabaceae.
GAAAUUGAAACCGCAGGGUUUGAUAUUUUCACCAACUCUUUCUCCCACCCACUUCCCACCAAACCUCUUCUUCUUCACUUCUUUCUCAUAUAUCAUAUCACUCACCUAACUUAUUCCAUUUUCUUAAUCACCAAUCACAACUUUCUCUCUUCACUUCCUCAUUCACAUUUUCACUAUGUCCAACUCAUUAUUAUUUAAUAAUAACGCCACCACUUACCGAAUCUCUUUCGUCGACCAAUCUCUCCGCUCUUAUUCCGCCGCCUCUCGCCACGUUUUCAGAUCCCUCUCUUUCUCAUCAAACAUUCAUCACAAGUCACUGGAUAUGGAUGUUGCUGCGGUCGAGGAAAACAGAAGAAGAAUAAUAGUGAAGGCGAAAUCCAAUUUUGAUGAAUUGGACCUUGAUAUUUCGUUGAGUCCACGUGUCAAUGCUGUUAAGCCUUCGAGGACUGUCGCUAUUACUGAUCAAGCCACUGCUCUUGUGCAAGCUGGCGUUCCUGUUAUUCGCUUGGCGGCUGGUGAGCCUGAUUUUGAUACUCCUGCUGUCAUAGUUGAGGCUGGGAUUAAUGCAAUUCGCGAAGGCCACACAAGGUACACCCCUAAUGCUGGAACAUUAGAACUGCGCCAAGCAAUUUGUCAUAAGCUUAAAGAGGAGAAUGGAAUUGAUUAUACUCCUGAUCAGGUUGUUAUUAGCAAUGGAGCCAAGCAGAGUAUUGCUCAGGCAAUAAUCGCAGUUUGCUCCCCAGGAGAUGAGGUUAUUAUUCCAGCUCCAUUCUGGGUUAGUUACCCGGAAAUGGCAAGGUUGGCUGAUGCUACACCGGUGAUUCUUCCAACGUCGAUAUCAGAUAAUUUCCUAUUAGAUCCCAAACUCCUAGAAUCCCAAAUUACUGAAAGGUCAAGACUGCUUAUUCUUUGUUCACCAUCUAACCCAACAGGAUCGGUCUAUCCUAAGGAGUUACUUGAACAGAUAGCCCAGAUUGUAGCAAAGCACCCAAGGCUUCUGGUUAUCUCUGAUGAAAUUUAUGAACACAUAAUUUAUGCACCAGCAACACAUACAAGCUUUGCAUCUUUACCGGGAAUGUGGGACAGAACUCUAACCGUGAAUGGAUUUUCUAAGGCCUUUGCGAUGACCGGUUGGCGGCUUGGUUAUAUUGCUGGCCCAAAACAUUUUAUUGCAGCAUGUGGAAAGAUUCAAAGUCAGUUCACUUCAGGGGCCAGUAGUAUAUCUCAGAAAGCUGCGGUUGCUGCAUUAGGACUAGGCUAUGCUGGUGGGGAGGCUGUUUCGAUCAUGGUGAAAGCAUUUAGGGAACGAAGGGAUUACUUGGUUAAAAGUUUCGGCGAAAUAGAUGGUGUUAAAAUAUCUGAACCCCAGGGAGCAUUUUAUUUAUUCAUUGACUUCAGCUUCUAUUAUGGAAGAGAAGCUGAAGGAUUUGGUAAAAUUGAGGAUUCUGAGUCCCUCUGUCGAUAUCUGUUGGAUAAAGGCCAGGUAGCACUGGUACCAGGGAGUGCAUUUGGAGAUGAUACUUGCAUACGCAUCUCUUAUGCAGCCUCCCUUACUACAUUACAGGCAGCUGUAGAGAGAAUUAAGAAAGCACUUAUUCCUCUUACCUCUGCUGCACUUGUUUAGUGUUGUUUGUUUGUUGUAAUGAGUGUAUUUUAUUUUUGGGUUUGUAAUGUAUAAUCUGUCUGUUUAAUUUGAAAAUAAUAGGCUGUGGCUAUUUUCAUAAAUAACGUGAUGCAACUGUGUCAAUUAUUUAAGAUUACAAUCUCAAUUUUGAGGUUUGUAGAAUAGAAGCCCAUUUUAUGUGGUGGAGCCCAAAUCAUAA